Anopheles aquasalis is the source of this 2649-nucleotide messenger RNA. RefSeq names its product lethal (2) 41Ab (gene l(2)41Ab). The record is from RefSeq and is a predicted model, not a curated record. Gene Ontology annotation, cellular component: cytoplasm. NCBI's taxonomy places the organism in Eukaryota, Metazoa, Arthropoda, Insecta, Diptera, Culicidae. Gene Ontology annotation, biological process: axoneme assembly.
AUGAAUCCGGAUGAAGAGCCCAACAGCAUCAGCAUCCAGGCGGAUGCGUUCAACGAAUCCAUCACCGAUCGGGUUGGGGUGCUGGAAACCGAUCAUCCCCUGCUGGAGCGCUUCCAAUCGGCCCUCAAGGCGCACCUGCUCAAGGUAAAGCACGAGUUGGAAGAGGAAGUGGCCGAACUGAACCAUCGGCUCGAACAGAACGAGAAAGAAUCCGAGGAGGUCGGUGCCGAGUUGUACGAUCUGCAGGAAGAGAUCGACAAUCAGAAGGAGUUGCUCGAGAUCUACGGCAAAGAGAUCCUGGAAUUGUCGACCCAGCGACAGGAGGAGGAAAAGCAGGCAGCCAAGUACCGGAAGGAGUACGAGGAGCAGAUGGCGACGCUGAAGGACUUUAAAAAGAUCCACCGCGAGCACCAGAUGGAGCUCGAGAAUCUGACCGUGCUGGAAAGUGAGUUCGCCAAGUGGGCCCAGGAGAUCAAGGACGAGAUAGCGGUGGCCAAACGGGUGGCCAGUAAAGACGCCAAGGAUCGCUUGAUUGCCGCCGAAGAGAAGCGCCAGGUGGAUCUGCUCGUGCUCAAUCUGGACAGCGAGGUGAAGCGCAAGGAGCAGGAACUGGAAGCGAUUGACGAGCAGAUCAAGGAGCAGGAUGAACAACGGGAAACGAUCAGUCGGAGCCUUGCGGACGCUAACUCCGAUCUCGAAGCGCUCCAGCACGAGCACAAACGACUGUUCCAGGCGUGGGGUGAGGUGAUUGUGGCGAUACAGCAGCGCGAUCGCGUGCUCGCCAAGACAAAGGAAGACCUGGACGCGAUCUACGAGGAGCACAAAGUUAUCAAGAGCAAGACGGAGAUCACGAAGAAAUCGGCGGCGAAAGAAAUGGAGCAGAACGAGAAGCUGGCCGGUUUCAAGAACCGGAUCCAGGGCGACAUCUACUCGCUGGAGAAACAGGUCCGCAAGGAGCAGGAGGACGAGGAUAAGCUGAAGCGCGAUCUGGAUCACUACGCGUCGAUCCUGGAACAAACCGAAGCCGACAUACUGAAGGCCCAGCAGGAGGGCCUUCUCAUCGAGAACCAUCUGAAGUCGCUACGUCAGACGCUCGAGAAGCAGAGCCGCAAAAAGUACGAACUGGAGGAGCAGAUCCUUGAGCUGCUGCAGGAUCAGCUGACGACGGACAAGGCGGGCGAGUCGCAGGGUAAGGUGUUGCGAGAAACGCAGGAAAAACGGCGCGGUCUCGAGGUCAGCAUGACCGAAACGGAGAAUCAGCUGUCGACGGUGUUGCUGGAUCUGGAGAAAUGGCGUACGAUCGUCGAGGGAUCCAAGGAUGUACUGAAGAGAGUGAAGGCCGACCACGAUAAACACGACGCUGACGCGAACAAGUUCAACGAGGAGAUAAAGCUCGUAAAGGAAUCGAUUGCGGCGAAGCUGCGCAAAAUGGACGCACUGAAUCGGGAACUGGAGCAGCUGAUCAAUCAGGCCGGCGGACAGGAAAUGAAUCCAGACGAGCUGAAGCUGCUGGACGUGCAGCAAGACAUCGUGGAGAUCGAGGCAACGCUCACGGAGACGCGUGCGUCGUGGCUCAAGCUGCAAUCCAGCGUGGGCACGCUGAAGGAGAAACGAUCGCAGCAGCUGAAUGACAUCAACUAUUCGCGCAAGAAGCUACUGCUGGCGGAACAGAAGGCGAUCAAAAUCGAAGCCCAGCUCGAGGAGGUGAUGAAUGAAAACCGCGAGAUAGUGCGCUCACUGUCGGCACUCAAUACGCGCCUUGAUAACGCCAGCCUGGAGCUGUUCAAGACGCGCAAGGUACACGAGAAGGAAGAACAGGAGUGUGAGGUGGCACACCAUCAAGCUACGGAGCGAUUGCGUGAAGCCGAAAUGGCGGUGCUCGGCCUCGAGCAGGAGCUCAAGGAGUUGGGCAAAGAGAUCGAAGACUGCAAACAGGAGGUGUUGGAGAAACACCGCGAGGCCCUGUCCUGGGAAACAAAGUGCAAAAUGUCGGCCGAAGCGAAGAAGUUCAAGGACGAGGAAGCGACGCAGAACAGCGAGAUCGGUAUCAUGAAGGCCGAGAUUCACCGUAUGCAGGUACGGUUCGGGCAGCUGAAACGGAUGCAGGAACGGUUGGUGCACGAUCUGGAGAAUACGGUUCAGCAUCGGGAAAACAUUUACGAGUCGGUUAACGCGCGGGAGAAAGUGUUUGGUGGAAAGUUUAAAACACGAUCCACCAUGCAGCACAAAAUCAACGAGCUGAAGAACAAGCUGAAGGUGGUGUUUUCGGAAAUAUCCCAAGCGGAGAAAAGUCUGAUCGAGAUCGAUACGGCCCAAAAGUUGCUGCAGGCGGAGAUCGAAAACAAGAAGCACCAGAUCGAGGAGGAAAAGCUCCAGACCAAUCUGAUAGCGGCCGAGAUCGAGCAGGCCACGCUGCUGAAGCAGGACAACCUGGACUACAUCGUGCGGCACCAGUACCGUGCUCGGCGUUAUCGUGCCCUUGCCAACGCACAGCAGCUACCCAAGUUCCGCAACGAGAUCCUCAUCCAGGCGGAUCUACAACGGCAGCGCGAAGUGAACGAGAACAUCGUGGCGGUGGUCGAAACACUGCAGCAGGACUUCCCGGCGCACACGUUCCAACUGAACAAAAUCCUUCAAACUCUGAAAUGA